This is a messenger RNA of Schistosoma curassoni, 887 nucleotides long. Lineage: Eukaryota; Metazoa; Platyhelminthes; Trematoda; Strigeidida; Schistosomatidae. The record is from the annotation of a GenBank genome assembly.
GCCUCCUUGUACCAAUAUCUAUGUUUUAAAAUAAAUAAAUAAAUAUAUCUGUGUUCCAAGCGAAAUCGAAACAACCGUUUCGUAUUUCUUUCUGUGAACCAUUUUUUUUCUCCAAUUUUCAUUUUUCCACUGUUUACUGAUGUUAAUUUAUUACAUUAUUUCUUCCAUUUAUAUUGGAUUACAGUUUCAAAUUCUAAUUCAGUACAUUCUUAUGGAUAUUCUAUAGAUUCAUCUGUAUCACAGCCAUCAUAUUGCAUAACUGCACCCACAAAACAUCAUCAUCAUCAUCAAAGAUAUCAGAAAAUGUCAUCUUUUAAUCAUUCACAAUCACCGGAUAUCAGUAAUAACACUACCACUACCACUACCGCUACUACUACUAAUACUACUGAUUUAACCAAUAGUCAAUUAUCGAAAUCAUUACAUUUAUUAGAAAAUACAUUUGAGCUAACUAAUGUUUCGAAUAAAUUAAUUUUAUUCAAAACAAAACUUGAUUAUUCUAAUCAACAAUUCAAUGAUCUAUAUAAUAGUGUAUCAUCAAAAUUAUUAAAAAAUUUAAAAAAACCACCUUUUCAAAAUUCAACAAAUACAAUGGGAAAUCAUAUCAUCAACGAUCAUCUUGAGGAUAAUGUUGAUCGCAAUUCUAAUGAUCUAUUAUUACAACAUCAAACUGUUGUGGCAGAUUCAUCAUCACCUCAAACUAUACCUUAUAUUAAUUCACCAUUUACUAUUAGGGGUAUACAUAUAAUGCAUCAUAGUAAUACACUUGAUCAUAGUGAGCAUUUUUAAGAAAAAAUAUUAAUGUGUUCAUGUGUAGUUUGUUUAGUAGUAGUCUAGUCCCAUAUACCAUGUAUGAAUAUGUUGUGUAGAAUGGGGUCUUUGCUAACUUA